This is a messenger RNA of Eutrema salsugineum, 1949 nucleotides long. RefSeq lists its product as uncharacterized. The record is from RefSeq and is a predicted model, not a curated record. Lineage: Eukaryota; Viridiplantae; Streptophyta; Magnoliopsida; Brassicales; Brassicaceae. Gene Ontology annotation, molecular function: glycosyltransferase activity. The coding region runs from base 471 to 1667 and encodes 398 amino acids. Gene Ontology annotation, cellular component: membrane. The transcript is spliced from 11 exons.
UCAUUUUCUCUGUAGCUCUUUCACAGGCAUUGCUUCAUUUCAUAGCGAAAGAGAGAGAGAGAGUGUGUGUGUGUGAAGGAGAGAAAACGAAACGAAUCCGUGAGAGGAAAACAACAGAAGGAAACUUUGAAACUGCCAAGGGAGGUUUGUUUACAUGCGUGCAUAAACAUACGAUCAAGGCGAUAUACAAAGAUACGUUUCAUUUGCGUACCUUAGCUCUCGAGAGUUUGAAUUUUCUCGGAUUUUCCCGAGAUCGGGAAACGGACAAGAUAUAGAAAUCUAGCACAUCAAGACGGCGAUACGGAGACUCUUGAGUCUGUGACUGGAUCUGGUUACCGUUUGAAAAUCUCAGGUUUGACUAAUCCUAAUUGACCAGAGGAAUCAUAUUAUCAGAAGUUGGCUUUGUUCAUCUAGAUUAGGCAUUGAGUGAAGAAAUUUUCUUGUGGCUCUGAAAACAAAGGUUUGAUGAGAUGAAGGGAGCUAAAAGGUGGAGUCUAGGCAACCUAAGGGAUAUGGCGUCUUUGCCUGGAGCUCGCCACCGUGCUCUUACAAGAAGACGAGUAUGGAUCAUUAUGGUGCUUUCACUGAUCAGCAUGUUCGCUAUUGUCGCUUACAUGUACCCUCAUCACAGUAAACGUGCGUGUUAUAUGAUCUCAUCAAGAGGAUGCAAGGCUUUGGCUGAUUGGCUUCCACCUUCUCUGAGGGAAUAUUCAGAUGAUGAGAUUGCAGCUCGCGUAGUGAUUAGAGAAAUAUUGAGUUACCCUCCUGUCAUAAGAAAGAACUCCAAAGUUGCAUUCAUGUUCUUGACUCCCGGUACACUGCCUUUCGAGAGGCUGUGGAACAGAUUUUUUCAGGGCCAUGAAGGGAAAUUCUCUGUUUAUAUACAUGCAUCAAAGGAAAGGCCAGUUCACUACAGUCGUUACUUUGUCAACCGUGAAAUUCGCAGUGAUGAGGUAGUGUGGGGAAGAAUAUCAAUGGUCGACGCAGAGAGACGGUUGCUAUCUAAUGCUCUUAGAGACCCUGCAAACCAGCAGUUUGUUUUACUCUCUGAUAGUUGUGUACCACUUCGGAGUUUUGAAUACAUUUACAAUUACCUAAUGUACAGUAAUAUCAGCUAUGUUGACUGCUUUGACGAUCCAGGCCAACAUGGAUCAGGCAGGCAUAUGAAUCACAUGUUGCCAGAAAUUCCAAAGAAGGAUUUUCGAAAGGGUGCACAGUGGUUCACCAUGAAGAGACAACACGCUGUGGCAACUAUGGCAGACAGUCUUUACUACUCUAAAUUCCGGGAUUACUGUGGGCCAGGUAUAGAGAACAACAAGAAUUGCAUAGCUGAUGAACAUUAUCUGCCAACAUUCUUUCAUAUGCUCGAUCCCGGUGGCAUCUCUAACUGGACUGUAACAAAAGUUGAUUGGUCCGAGAGAAAGUGGCAUCCCAAAACAUAUAUGCCUGAGGAUAUCACACACGAGUUACUAAACAACCUCACGUCUACAGACACAGUCGUACAUGUCACAAGUGUUGGAAUGGGUGAAGAAAUAUGGAUGCCUUGUAUGUGGAACGGAAUCAAAAGACCUUGCUACUUGUUUGGAAGGAAAUUUCACCCGGAUACGCUCGACAAACUGUUGGAUCUAUUCUCAAAUUACACAAGAUCGGUCUCUUGGAAUUUGUGAUUACAAAGGGUAUUUCUUCUAUACACUCAGAUUCUUUGACCAACGUUUGAUUUCCCACCCACAUGAAUCAAAAUCACCUUUGAAGAGUAUUCUCAGAAAGAUCCAUAGAAGCUGUAACACUAGAAGUCUAGAAGCUUAGGGAGGUUUUGAGAACUUUUUUCAACUUUGAUGCUUCAAUUGGUUGGAGGGAGACGUUGGUUUUAUUUUUUCUCUACUCUGUUCUUUCGUUACAUGACAUCUCAUAUUGUUACUUCAACUAUUGUGAAAAAUAGAAUUUUCGAC